This is a messenger RNA of Coccinella septempunctata (seven-spotted ladybird), 980 nucleotides long. RefSeq names its product DNA-binding protein SMUBP-2. Gene Ontology annotation, molecular function: zinc ion binding. NCBI's taxonomy places the organism in Eukaryota, Metazoa, Arthropoda, Insecta, Coleoptera, Coccinellidae. The coding region runs from base 84 to 491 and encodes 135 amino acids. The record is from RefSeq and is a predicted model, not a curated record. The transcript is spliced from 2 exons.
UAUUACAUAUUUUGCAACCCCUGAUUCUAACCUAAAAUUCAAGUGUUAUCCCAAUCCAAACAAAAAAAUAUUUGUAUUUAAUUAUGAGUACUGUCACAAUAACAAAAACUAAAGAAAAACCAAACGUGAAGAAUAAAGAGGCAGAUUUGCAAAAAAUCACAUCCUCCAAGAAUCUGGAUGAAGUACUCGAAAAUGUGAAAAAACUAGAUAACUCUUGCUCCUUCAACAAGUGCAAAACUAGCAUUGCAAAUUUUGCUAUCGACUGUAAAUACUGUAAAGGCAGGUUUUGCCCAACUCACAGUCUGCCCGAAAUUCAUGGCUGCGGAGAAGCAGUAUGUAAGGAUGAAAAAGAGAAAUUCAACCAUCCCUACAACAAGUUGAACCAAGAGAACCACCAGAAAGCACAAACCAAACUCUCAAUGAAAUUGAAACAGCUGCAACUAGAACGUAAACCCAAACAAGGAAACUCCAGUAAAGCAAAGAAAAAGUGAAGAUGAAUGCGGGUUACACAAAACUUUGAUUUCCUGAUCAACCAGUGGCAGACACUCGAAGGAAAUCACUAAAGCUCUUCAUUUCUGAAUAUACCGAAGAAGUAGCAAUAGAGAACGGACGAAUAUUGUGCCAGAAUGAUAUUCCAAAUACUAAUAAUUGAACUAUUGAUUCAAAACGUGGAUUCUCCGAUCAAGCUUUGUGAAACUGCUGGUAACACCUUUUUCAUGGUGACAUAAACUUUGUGGAAACAUGAAGAAACUAGCACACCUAGAAAUAUAAUUUUAUUUACGGAUUAUCUGAAAGUAUUCAGUUCGAUAAAUGAACUUUGAUAUAAGAAACAUCUGGAUACAAGAAACAAUAAGUAACAUACAACACAACCAAACUGAUUCUGUCAUAAUAACAUCACCAGAGAUCAUCUAUGUAAUUGACAUAUGACAUAUCUGAAAUAUCAGUGGCUUACUCAAUAUAACAUCGUAAUAAAGCAACUU